Drosophila navojoa is the source of this 2894-nucleotide messenger RNA. RefSeq names its product ovarian tumor (gene otu). NCBI's taxonomy places the organism in Eukaryota, Metazoa, Arthropoda, Insecta, Diptera, Drosophilidae. Gene Ontology annotation, molecular function: K63-linked deubiquitinase activity. The record is from RefSeq and is a predicted model, not a curated record.
AUGGCUCUGAUGCUGAGGCGUCCAAUCACCUCUGGCAGCCGUCAGGCACCAGAUCCGUACGACCAAUUCUUGGAGAGCCGAUGCAUGUAUCGUAAGCACACGGCCAGGGAUGCAUCUUGCCUGUUCCGUGUCAUUGCUGAGCAGAUGUAUGACACCCAAAUGCUACACUACGAGGUGCGCUUGGAGUGCGUUCGCUUCAUGACGCGCAAGCGUCGCAUUUUCGAACAGCAUGUGCGUGGCGAUUUCGAUAGCUAUAUGCUGGAGAUGGCUAAGCCUAAGACUUACGGCACCAUGCUGGAGCUACGUGCUCUGUGCUGCAUGUAUCGCCGUAACGUCAUCUUGUAUGAGCCAUUCAAUUUGGGCACUGCAGUCACCUAUAAUGAUCGUUACGUGGAUAACUUUCGUGUGUUCUACACAAAUGAAUUCCAUUUUGAUUCCGUCUACAAAUUGGACUAUAUUGAAACGGCUGCGAUUAGUCAGACAAUCAGCUUUAAGCUUCUUUACAAGAUGCUCUUUAAGUUGCCCGACGUGAAUUUCGCUGUUGAGUCAAUGCUGCAUCCGCAAACAUUUGAAUGGGGCAGCUAUGAGGUGGAGAUUGAUCAUAGGGGCUAUUUUGUGCGCAUUAUUUGCAAUGACGGACGCUUAUUCACGCUCGAUUUGCCUGAGCAUACCAAGUGCAUACUGGAGAACUAUAAGUUGUGCAAUUUCCACAACAAUCCUAAGCAUUUGAGGAGGAACGCGCUGGAGUGCAGUUCUAGACGCGAGCUGCAGAUGAACAUGGAUUUGCCAAUCAGCAGUGUGAUGGCCAACCAGAGUUCCGAGAUACUGCACAUGUGUCCCAAUCCAAUGAACUCCUGUGUGCGUCAGCUGCUCGAUGAUGGGAUCACACCGUUCCCGUAUAAGGUGGCCAAGUCCUUGGACCCUUAUAUGUAUCGAAACAUCGAGUUCGAUAGCUGGAACGAUCUGCGCAAGGAGGCCAAGCGCUUCAAUGUGUAUGCCAAUGAUUAUAACUUCAAGGUGGGCGCCAAAUGCCGCGUGGAAAUAAUAACCGACACCGAAAGACAACUGUACACAUGCCAUAUUCAGAAGAUUUCAGCUGAUAAGUCAUGUUCGGUAGUCUAUAUCGAACACUUCGGGAAGAAAUUUUUGGUGCCCUAUGAGUCGUUGCAUCCAGUGCCACCUGACGAGUUCCGGCCAUGGGCUGUGCCCUAUCGCUAUCAACGCCAAAUGCAGCGCAUGCAGCUGGCCAAGCUGGCCCAGAAGACCAAGCCCAGAUGGAAGAAGACCAAGCUGUACGAUGUGACCAAUUACUAUGAGACCAGCAGCGUGCAGUAUAUGCAGCUGGAUUCCUGGCACGGCUGUCCGCCCAUGUUGAACGAGCCUGAAGCUUUGCAGCAGCAACAACAACCGCAGCAGCUACCACAGCAGCUGCAGCAGCAAUCGCAGCAACAGGUCGAGAUCAAUGAGACCACCGAGUUGGAGCAGCCGCAGCAUUCGCGUGAGCAGCGUUUCCCGCCACGCGAGAACACCUCGCGUCCUCCGAAGCCGCAUCAGAAGCCACAGGCGGCCACUGCUGCCCCCGUAAUGGGAGCCACCGCGGUGCCACCACCAAUGGCACCGCAGCAGGUCAAUGUGCCGACGGCACAGAUCGUUAAUUAUGUGCCCAUUUCUGGGCGCGCGGCUCCAUUGCCACAGCCGUGGCGCGGCGCUGCACAGCCCAUGGCAGAGGAGUUUCCGACUACCAUCUUUCCCGGAGCUCCGAUGACUCCGGACGCUUGCAUGUUUAUGCAUUUUGGUGGCUAUGCUCCACCGCCAAUUUCGCUGCAGGCAUCGCCACCGUCGUUUGGAGGUGCGCCAUUAUUGUUCGCUCCGGCACCACCGCCGCUGGUGUCGCCGGUGACUUCGGUGAUGGUGCCAUCGGUGGGGGCCACCGUCACCAGCAGCAGCAGCAGCAGCACCAACAGCGCCAACAUGGCAAACACCACCGCAACAACCAGUAGCCAGUACGCCAUGCGCACCAGCAGCGGUGAGGAUCACUUGGAGCCGAGGCGCUCGCUGCAUGCCAAUGGAGAGGAUUUGCCGGCUGAUCUGAGCACUUUGCGCUACUUCUACAACAUGGGCGUCGAUGUGCAUAUGCGCUGGUCAAACAUGAUGCCGCCCGAUGAGCAGAGGCAGAUGUUGAGCAACACGAAUGCCAAUCAGAACCACAACAACACGGACCAACAAGGACAUGAUCAUAACGACGAGGCAGUUGCUCUGGUGUCGAACACUACACCGCCGCCAUCGCCGGUUGCAGCAGCUGCUGUCAAUCCGUCGAGGGCCUACGGCUCGGGCACAGAGACAAGCGUAGAGAAGGGUCGCGGUCGCAAUAAACGUGGCGGGUUUAACAGGAUGCGCGGCAAGCGUCCGGAGCAACUGCCCGAUGUGGCCAAGGAUGCGAAUCUGUCGCAUACCAUGCUAUUGCCGACACCCACCCCGUCGCCCAACACCAACGGGAAUCAGUUCAACUUUUAUCCCACUGUGAUGCCGCCGGUACCACCCCUUCCGACAUUGCCGCCGCCGCAGAUGCCGUCACCAAUUUUCUUUGCACCCCAGAAGGUGGGACAGCCUCCAUAUGCCUGGAACAUGGGUCCGCCACCGUUUGUAAUGCCAUUCGAGCGUCCCAAGAACGGUGCCAUCGAGCAACAGCCAACUCCACCAGGUGUCUACAAACCACCACGUCACUAGGGCAUCCACUCCAUAUUACUACUAUAUAUCCCUAUCUACAUAUGCUAUAUACAUACAGCAUAUGCUCAAAAUUUAUUUAAAACAAUCAGCUAAACUUAACAUUUGCACAAAAGCAACGACUUUUCGAAUCGCAUCAAAAACAAACAACGAACUCUAUACCGUUUUAA